AUGACUAAACAGGAAGACCUGUGUGAGCUGGAAAUUGGGCAAGGGACAUGGGAAGAGGAGAAAAAAUUCAGGGCUUUUGUAGACUUUUUUGGAAGUACUGGUCAUCUUCAUAAUACAGCUCUUGAAAAUAACGAAGUGCUGAAUGGAAACAAUUACGAUGUUCCUGGUUACACAUCGUUCUGGAAUGAUUGCAUCUCCUCAGGUUUGCGUGGCUGUAUGUUAAUCGAAUUGGCAUUGCGAGGGCGUCUUCAGCUAGAGGCUUGUGGGAUGAGGCGCAAAAGUCUGUUAGCAAGAAAGGUGAUUUGCAAGUCAGAUGCUCCUACAGGAGAUGUUCUGCUUGAUGAAGCUCUGAAACACAUAAGAGAAACCCAACCUCCUGAAACAGUACAAAAUUGGAUUGAGCUGCUUAGUGGUGAAACAUGGAACCCAUUGAAGUUGCACUACCAGCUACGAAACGUUCGUGAACGGUUAGCUAAAAAUCUAGUGGAAAAAGGUGUACUGACAACAGAGAAACAGAACUUCCUUCUUUUUGACAUGACUACUCACCCUCUCACCAACAACAAUAUCAAACAGCGUCUCAUCAAGAAGGUUCAAGAAGCAGUUCUUGACAAAUGGGUGAAUGACCCUCAUCGCAUGGACAAGCGCUUGCUGGCACUUGUUUAUUUAGCUCAUGCUUCAGAUGUUCUGGAGAACGCUUUUGCCCCCCUUCUGGAUGAGCAGUAUGAUUUAGCCACAAAGAGAGUGCGGCAGCUUCUGGAUUUAGACCCUGAGGUUGAAUGUAUGAAAGCCAACACAAAUGAGGUUCUGUGGGCUGUUGUAGCAGCUUUCACAAAAUAACUGCAUUCAGACUGAAGUGUUCUCUCUUCUUUCAUGUAAACCAGUUGUUUCUCUUCUAUUGACUAUUCAUGUUUUCUGUAAUUUGUACCUUCUCACAUGAUGAAUCAGCUCUAGUUUAAUGGGAACUAUAAGUGGUGUAUUCCCUCCUUCUCUGUGUAGCUGUAUACAGGAUUCUGCUGGUACAAGAGACCUUCCUGUUUAAAAACAACAGAAAAAGGUUUUCCUGCCAUAUUGGCAUUCCAUUUCGUAUUCAGUUUGAGUUACCUGAAAUACUAUGUUUAAUCUGUUUUUCAUCUUAUUGUUAUUGAAGUGAUUUAACAUGGAAAGCACCUCAAGGAGGAAAUGUGCAUGCAGUUGGAUCACUAGUCUCAGCUGACACAGAUGUGUGCAUGCAUCAAUACUUCUGCAGAACGAUUAAAAAGGGCCUUUUUAAAUCACCAAAGCUCCAUGUUGAUGUGUCUAUCAGGACAUUUUAUAUGCAGAUGUUGUUUCAAUUAUAUCUAACAAAAUUACUUUAAAAGCAGAAAUGCCAUUAAGCAGCUUUGUCAAUAGUUCCUGUAAAAUGCCCCACAAAUUUUACUUUUCAUGCAAGUCUCUUGUGUACUUAUAUUUUCAUUAGGAUGAUAGCUGAGUCAUAAGGCUAGUAUAGAAAGGUCCAAUUGUUUCAUAAACAGUUUGGGGAUGGGAUACAUUCCAUUAUAUUGUAUAUAUAGUUCAAAUUGUAUAUUAACAACUGCCCCAUCUUAGUAUUUUGCAAGAUCUACUUAGUUGUACACCUGGUGCCCCUUAUUUGCUGUCAUCCGUUGCCAUUUGCUGGAAAGAAAGGCCCCCUGUAAAGAGCAUGUAUGUGAAAGCUGUUUGUUUCCAGUGUCUACGGAGUUUGCCAUCCAGGUAUUCUCAGUCUAUGCAUUGCCUUUGGUAAUU
Phaethon lepturus (White-tailed tropicbird) is the source of this 1761-nucleotide messenger RNA. It is a transcript of the gene GOLPH3, whose product is annotated as golgi phosphoprotein 3 (coat-protein). Gene Ontology annotation, cellular component: Golgi cisterna; trans-Golgi network; cytosol. The record is from RefSeq and is a predicted model, not a curated record. The transcript has 5 exons. Gene Ontology annotation, molecular function: phosphatidylinositol-4-phosphate binding. The coding region runs from base 1 to 837 and encodes 278 amino acids. Lineage: Eukaryota; Metazoa; Chordata; Aves; Phaethontiformes; Phaethontidae. Gene Ontology annotation, biological process: Golgi organization; retrograde vesicle-mediated transport, Golgi to endoplasmic reticulum; Golgi to plasma membrane protein transport.